AUGGAAAGUAAUUUCAUGGAAGUGGCUAUAGAACAAGCGAGAAAAGCAUUAUUGGAAAAGGAGAUUCCUGUAGGAUGUGUUCUUGUUCGUAAUGGUGUAAUCAUAUCAGUUGGUAGAAACCAAACUAAUUUAACUAAAAAUGCCACCAGACAUGCUGAGCUUGUUGCUCUUGAACAAGUUUUGCUUGGAUUCGGGUCUAAUAGUAGAGGUUAUAAUAAUCUAAAAGUAUCUAAAGAAGUUACCGAAUUUUUCAUGGAGUGUGUGUUGUAUGUCACCAUUGAACCUUGUAUAAUGUGCACGGCGGCCUUACGAUAUUUAGGUGUUCAACUUAUAUACUACUGUGCGAAGAAUGAACGAUUUGGCGGUUGUGGCUCAGUAUUGAAGUUGCAUCUUCAUCCUUUAUAUGCCUUUACUAGAGUUGGUUAUAGCGACUAUAGUGAGUAUGACAAUGACAACAAUAACGAUAUUAGAAAGGCUGAAGGUGACGGAUCUGAUAUAUCGAACCAUCCCAAAGCGUGCAGUCGCAAUUCGGAUGAACAAAGUUUUAAUUGUCUUCAUUUGGUAGCUACGAGAGUGUACAAAAAAGGUUGUAAGUGUUUAGUAGCCAGUGGUGUCGUUUUAGAGUUGCAAAAUAUAGCUGUGUCGUCAGCAUAUUGGGCUAGAGAUACAGCAGUUGAUCAGAGGACGUCAGUCAUGCAAAUCGAGAAUUGA
Zophobas morio is the source of this 711-nucleotide messenger RNA. RefSeq lists its product as uncharacterized. The record is from RefSeq and is a predicted model, not a curated record. The transcript is spliced from 4 exons. Lineage: Eukaryota; Metazoa; Arthropoda; Insecta; Coleoptera; Tenebrionidae. Bases 1 to 711 code for a protein of 236 amino acids. Gene Ontology annotation, biological process: tRNA wobble adenosine to inosine editing. Gene Ontology annotation, molecular function: tRNA-specific adenosine-34 deaminase activity.